Molecule: messenger RNA, 1844 nt
Organism: Dermacentor silvarum
Lineage: Eukaryota; Metazoa; Arthropoda; Arachnida; Ixodida; Ixodidae
Product: probable G-protein coupled receptor Mth-like 1
Biological process (GO): G protein-coupled receptor signaling pathway; cell surface receptor signaling pathway
Cellular component (GO): membrane
Molecular function (GO): G protein-coupled receptor activity
Source: RefSeq, a predicted model, not a curated record
AUGGGAACAGCAGGGGUUACCACUCUCGCCCAGCUUACCUUCGAUUUGUCGAAUUUCUGCGAGUCCUCCACCCUGUGUCCGGGAGUCUCGGGUUUCGGGGCCCUAGAGGAUUGGAAGGUGGGAGGAUCUGGGUUUUGUCUUCUUGUUGACCUAGAUCUGGACCUGGAACUGGAUCGUGAUCGGGAUCUGGACCUGAGUCGAUGUCUUGUCUGGGAGUCUGGUUGUGUGUCGACGUUCCGCAGGGGAGUGAGCGGCAGUUCGCGCGCCGCCAGCGCGUUCGUCGUACUCGGCGUGUACGCGUGGCUCGCUCCGGCGGUACUCGUGGCCGCGGCGUCGACGCUCCAGUAUCUCGAGCCGGAGUCCGCGUGGAGCCAGUACGGCACGCCGUACUGCUGGAUCAAUCGACCGCUCAGCCUGAUCGCAUUCUUUGGCGCGCCCGUGCUCCUGCUGCUUCUGGCCAACACUGCAUUCUUCCUCCUCACGGCGCGUAUUCACCUCACCACUGAACAGACGAAGGUAGCCCGACGAUCCGUGUCCAGUGGAGGGGGCAGCGGCGCCAGCAUGGAGCGGGGUCGUCUGGCGCUCUACGUCAAGCUGGCCGUGGUGUUCGGGCUCACGUGGGUGUUUGGCUUCGCGGCUGCCUUGACCGGUGUGCAAGCACUGUGGUACCCGUUCAUCGUGCUGUGCAGCCUCCAGGGAGCAUUCAUAUUCCUCGCCUUCACCUUCAAGAGGAGCGUUCUGCGUAUGGUACGCGACAGGCUGAGUGGGAAGGGGGCCGAUCGCCGGCGACGUCCACGGAGCACUUCGACCACGCUGACUGCGCUGCACUCGACGCUGUCCGCUUCGUCAUCGGCGCUCGCAUCGGUCGCCACCGGCCGAGCGAUGCCCGCGCAGACAGCCAGCCCCAAGGGGGUCCAGAAGCCGCUGCUGCGCCGCACGUAGAUCGCGGGCUCUCGUCGUUGAGUCGCGCGUUCACACGUGCGAAACAGCCGCGCACAGGCCUGAACUAGCGCGACUGGCGCGACGCUCUGUUCGGGGAACAGACGCACGCUCAGGCGAACAAGACGCCGGCCGAGGGAGGCGGGCUAAAUGAGACGAGCCUGUCGGAACGCCACCACCGGCACGCCACAGCCGCAACCACGACCGACGCUACGGCGCCAGUGCAGAGACUUCUGCCAAAUCGAGUGGGAAUUGCACCGAAUGAAAUCAAAACUGGACAAAAAAAAAACGCGCUACGUCGAAUGGUGGUACUAUACAGUGCUAAUAGUGAGCGGGGUUGUAUGAAGCCAACGCGUAGCACCAGCGCCGGCAGCUCCGGCACUACUUACUGCUUGCAACACUCUCUCUGAAUGCUGAGCGUUGUCACCGGACAUUACCUGUUUCCGUGCACGCCGCUGGUCGCUUUAUACUGAGCGUUAAUGAGCAUUACCUAUUGUUACCUAAAUCGCCAGCACAUUCAAACGGAAAACAUAGCGGAUGAUGAUGUACGCUCGUCCGUGAGGUUUAGGAGACGGCCCGGCAUUUCCAUGCCCCUGCCAAUAUGGCUGGAAACAUCCAAGUUUCAGAUCGACCCGGCGUUGAUAGCGUCUUACGCCCCAGCAAAUUAAAACGCCCUUGUAGCCACCAUGGAAAGCAAACACGUCGGCUCAAUAAAAAUACAUGGUCUCUGCGUGUUCUGCUGCUCGUGGACACAUGCCAUCUGUACACGGCAAAGAGUGAAACGGCGCUAACUGAUACGAACUCAUGAAUGCUAAACAAUGAAUGCAACACAGGAGUGUAUCACGCCAGCAGCCUGCCAAUCAGCAACAAACACAGAAUAAUAAUAAUAAUAAUAAUAAUAAUAA